Molecule: messenger RNA, 3821 nt
Organism: Condylura cristata (star-nosed mole)
Lineage: Eukaryota; Metazoa; Chordata; Mammalia; Eulipotyphla; Talpidae
Gene: FBXO45
Product: F-box protein 45
Exons: 4
Coding region: 1-864 (287 amino acids)
Biological process (GO): proteasome-mediated ubiquitin-dependent protein catabolic process; synapse assembly involved in innervation
Cellular component (GO): synapse; SCF ubiquitin ligase complex
Molecular function (GO): protein binding
Source: RefSeq, a predicted model, not a curated record
AUGCGAAAGGUAAAGAAACUCCAACUCAAGCAGCAGGUGGCGGAGGUAGCAACUGCCUCUGGUGGCGGCGGCGCGGGCGCCGGCUCGGGCUCCGGGUUCGUGGGGGCCGGGGGUCGGCUGCCCAGCCGGGUGCUGGAGUUGGUGUUCUCCUACCUGGAGCUGUCCGAGCUGCGGAGCUGCGCCCUGGUGUGCAAGCACUGGUACCGCUGCCUGCACGGAGAUGAAAACAGUGAGGUGUGGCGGAGCCUGUGCGCCCGCAGCCUGGCAGAAGAGGCUUUACGCACGGACAUCCUCUGCAACCUGCCCAGCUACAAGGCCAAGGUACGUGCUUUCCAACAUGCCUUCAGCACCAAUGACUGCUCCAGGAAUGUCUACAUUAAGAAGAAUGGCUUUACUUUACAUCGAAACCCUAUAGCUCAGAGCACCGAUGGUGCAAGGACAAAGAUUGGUUUCAGUGAAGGCCGCCAUGCUUGGGAAGUGUGGUGGGAGGGCCCAUUAGGCACUGUGGCAGUGAUCGGAAUUGCCACAAAGCGGGCACCCAUGCAAUGCCAAGGUUAUGUGGCAUUGCUAGGCAGUGAUGACCAGAGCUGGGGCUGGAAUCUAGUGGACAAUAAUCUACUACAUAAUGGAGAAGUCAAUGGCAGUUUUCCACAAUGUAACAAUGCACCAAAAUAUCAGAUAGGAGAAAGAAUUCGAGUCAUCUUGGACAUGGAAGAUAAGACUUUAGCUUUUGAACGUGGAUAUGAGUUCCUGGGGGUUGCCUUUAGAGGACUUCCAAAGGCCUGUUUAUAUCCGGCAGUUUCUGCUGUAUAUGGAAACACAGAAGUGACUUUGGUUUAUCUUGGAAAACCUUUGGAUGGAUGACAGUGGCUUUGUUGGAAUGAAAGACAGAGUGGAGGAGAUAUCUGCUUAUGGAAAAUAGAAUCACGAAGUAACAGUGUCAUACAUGCAUGCCCAAGAAACAUCCUGAAAACCAUGUGAAAUUGUUAACUGGAGAAGCAACUCUACAGCAGAGAUUAUCUUAGUGUUUCCUCUUUCUACUGGGCCAGAAAAAUCCUCAGGGUUGCAGUUGGUUGAGUGGGCAGUUGACAUAUGCAUGUUACAACAAAUUUUGUCUCUAAGUUAGCAAUGUGUUAUUUCCAACUUUUAAGGUGAGAUUUUUAGGAAGCUAUAAAAGGGAAAAAGAUAAGGAAUUAGCAAGAUUUUAAAGUAGUGUGUUUGUGAAGAAAGACUGAUCCUGUUUUACAACUGCCUGUUUUUUCUCCAGACCCUUUGUUCCAGCCAGCUUGACUAUCAGAAAAGUAUGAAACUGGUUGGGUUUUAUUUAAUAUUUUUAAUAUAUUGAGAAGCAUGGUCUGCCUGGACUGCACUUCUCUACUGGUGAGAUAUAAAAUUGUGCAGCUAUUUUAAAAGUUGUAUAUAAAUGUGUGUGUAAAAAAAAAAAGGACAAAGGAUUGCUUUGUUCUAGUUAAAUUUCUUAAAAACCACUACAUGGUACAAAAUUAGAAUAACGUUUAAGGAUGAUUGAGUAACUACAAAGAAGAGGAUUUUAAGAUAUGUGUUAUAUUGGCUCAUUUUGUAUUACGUUUGGCUUACAAUUUCCACAGCUAUUGUAGUCUUUUUUUUAAACCAUCAAAAAUUAUUGUAGAGAUCCCUCAAUCUCCUGGUUAAAGAUUGAGGGAAGGCAAAUCUAUUUCCAGACGUACAUAUAUCAGUAAUAAUAAUAAUAAUGUGCAUCUUAAAUUAUCUGAUUUUAUUUUUUGGCCUUGUCUAAAAGUGUCUCAUAAUGAAUGUUGCCAUUUGUUUUUAUAGACCUCAAAUAUGAAAGCUGUUUGUCAUAUCCUAGGAAAAGAAUUAUGGUCUUUUUGUUUUGUAACUGUAUAAUGCUGUAGAUACAAAUUUUUUUUUUAUUUCAUAUUGUUUACAUCAUGCAACAACCUAAGCCUCAAACUCUUCAUUGGGGUUAUCAAGAAAAUGUUUACUCACCUGUCUAAAACAGUGCCAACCUGAAUCUAGGUUAAGAAUAUUCUUAAUCUCAUUAUAGGUAAUUGCCCCUAUGGGACUGGAAAUAAAACACCUAAUGUUGAAAACUUCAGGUUGGCAGUAUUUUGAAGGUAUCAUCAUAGAAGAACUUAACAUUAAUUCCAAUUCUGGAUUAUUGACUAAAAGUCAGAUUUCACUAAUACUCUUUCAAAUUAAUAAUCCAAUAUACAUGAGCUAAGAUCUUUCUUUUGUUUAGAAGAGAAACAGACAUCUUUCUGUAUGAAAGUAUAAAUUGUAUGAUUUCAGAUACAACUUUGUGAUAAGAAUUGACUAAGGCAAAUGGAAUCUUUGUACUUUUUAGGUUAUUAUUGUAUGUAUAUUUUGUUUUAAAUCUAAUAAAAUUAGGGACAGCAAGCAGCUGGCUGGGGUUCUUGGGUCGCUCCUUGAGAGAUAAGAUUAUCAGUACUCCUAUGAAGCAGGGAAUUUUAGUCAUGAACAAAAUUUUAUUUUUUGCCACCUGAGAGGUUUACAAGUAUUAUUGUGUAAUAUGAUAUCCCAUGUUAAGAAGAAAUCUGGAAACCAUAUUUAAUAAUACAGAGUACAGUUAUAUGUCAAAUGAAUUAGAGAACAUGGUACAUAAUUUUUCUUGGUAUAGGAUAACUCAAAAAAUGGGCAAAGUUUAAAAUUUAAUUGAAAAAGAGGACUGAUUCAGGAUAAAGAUUGAGCUAAUUAAAAAAUAAAGUCCUUUAAAUACUUGUUUCUUUUUCAGCUUGUGAAAGGGCCAACUCUAUAAGAGCUUUUGCUGAGAAUUCUGUUUAUAAUUUCUGUUUUGUCUUAUUAGUAAAUAUUCAUUUGUAAUAGUUUUGAUGGUGCUGAAUGGAAAACAGAAACACAUGAUUUUUGCCUGUUAAACCUAGAAUUAAAGUAAUGGCCUAAAUAUUUAACAAUAAGCCAUUCUUAUCUCUUAUCUCAAAGAUUUGAAUUCCUUAAUAUCCUACUUUCAGAUUUUAUAAACUGGUGGGUCAUAGUUAGCAUAAGCACUAGCAAUGAAAAGCCUUUAUUUAUAACCCCAUACAUUAAUUUGCUACUGGAGGCCAGUAGUAACUAUACUAGACAAUGAAAGCAAAGUGCUGUGUUCAAGGAAAUCAAAUCUUGUUUUCUUGGGUGCUGAUAAAGCAUUUAGGUAGAAGAUAAUGGCUCCUGAAGAUUGAAUAUAAAUUAUCUAAACCAGUGGUUUUCAAUCUUAGGUGUACUUCAAUGUGUUUUCAAAAAUAUUGAUGGCUUGGAUCUCAUACACUAAGAUUCUGAUGUUGGUCUGGGAUGUGGCAUGGCCAUAGAAUUUUUAAAAAAUUCCCAGGUGAUUUCAGUAUGCUGCCAAGGUUGAGAGCCACUGAUCUGAAUUCAUCUUAAAUGUUCUCAUCUGCAAAAAAAAAAAAAGAAAGAAAGAAAAAUCCUUGCUCCCUCUCUUCACUACCUCACAAGGAUAUUGAAGGUAAAGUGGAAAAUACUGGGUUACAGGAAACUGCUUAUGCUAUGGAUUAAAAAGUGCUAUUGAAAGGCAAAGUAGUUUUGUUAUAUUUCAAUUGAAAUUAUGAUUUAAAAUGUAUAAUUGAGUGUUUUAUUGAUUUGGGGCACUGGGAGCAUUCUCUGGUUCUUUCGUGAAGCAUGCAGAUGUGUAAGCAAACAUUACUAUUCUUAUAUGUACAAUGGUCUUCUAUCAUUUUUGAGAUAGGCUGUUUUAAUUAUCUGGUUUUACAUAGGAAAGAAGAAAUAUUAAGGCUUAAAGUCUGUAUUGGUUGGUGGCUCAAUUCAUUAAAAUUUUUCAUACAAAGAAUAUA